Scaptodrosophila lebanonensis is the source of this 2459-nucleotide messenger RNA. Its product is annotated as protein TAPT1 homolog. The transcript is spliced from 3 exons. The record is from RefSeq and is a predicted model, not a curated record. Gene Ontology annotation, cellular component: ciliary basal body; endoplasmic reticulum membrane. Gene Ontology annotation, biological process: maintenance of protein localization in endoplasmic reticulum; positive regulation of cilium assembly. The coding region runs from base 39 to 2126 and encodes 695 amino acids. Lineage: Eukaryota; Metazoa; Arthropoda; Insecta; Diptera; Drosophilidae.
UAAAUUGGUGAAAAACGAGAAGCGAUAUAUAAAUUUCAAUGAGUAAUUUACAAAAUAGUGGUAGUAAGAGACAAUUGCGCUUUCGUGGCGACUUAAACAAUCGAAUUGAGGAACUUCAUCAUGAAGAUCAGCAAAGGCAACCCCACAGUCAAAGCCUUGGCGCAGAGCGUCGCAGCACCACUAAAUUAAGCCAACAACACCAGCAACAACAACAGCAAAAACCGAAGCAGCUCCAGGAUGAGCUGUAUACAACAUCAACAUCUGGUGGGCCCACCACAUCAGAGGUUAACACUUUCUAUGACUUCUUCAAAGUUGAACUGACACGAGGCUAUAUGUUGGAGCACGAUGAGGAGCGCUACUCGGCACGGCGUCAAAAAAUCUAUAGUUUUAUGCGCAUACCGCGCGAUCUGGAACGCUUCAUGGUGUAUGGGAUAAUGCAGUGUGCCGACUCCUUUCUCUAUAUACACACCUUCCUGCCCGUACGCUUUCUGCUGGCCGUCUGGAGCCUCCUAACCCGCACAAUAGCACGCAUUUGUCGGCUAAGGAGCAGUGGACAGCGGUUGCUUUCGCCAGCGGAAAUUUGCGACCUUUUGAAGGGCGCCAUUUGGGUGGCGGUGACUUUAGUAAUGCUGCUUGUGGAUACGAAUCGCGUUUAUCACAUCAUUAAGUCUCAAUCGAUCAUAAAACUGUAUAUAUUCUACAAUAUGCUGGAGGUAGGGGAUCGUCUGUUGUCGGCAUUUGGACAGGACACCAUCGAUGCCUUGUUCUGGACAGCAACGGAGCCAAAACAUUCGAAACGCGAACAUUUUGGCGUGGUGACGCACAUCCUCUUCACACUCAUUUAUGUGGUACUGCACAGUGGUUUGAUUAUGUUCCAGGCCACCUGUUUGAAUGUGGCUGUGAAUUCAAAUAACAAGGGCCUGCUGACCAUUAUGAUAUCGAAUAACUUCGUCGAGCUAAAGGGCUCCGUUUUCAAGAAGUUCGACAAGAAUAAUCUUUUUCAAUUGACUUGCAGCGAUGUGCGCGAGCGUUUCCAUCUCUCCGUGCUGCUGUUUAUUGUCAUGAUACAGACCAUGAAGGAGUUCGAUUGGUCGCUGACGCAAUUCUGUGUAAUGUUGCCCGACUGUUUUGCCGUACUGUUCACUGAAAUACUUAUCGACUGGGUGAAGCAUGCGUUCAUUACACGCUUCAAUGAGCUGCCCGAGAGCAUUUAUCGUGAGUAUACGACGAGUCUGGCCUACGAUAUGACGCAGACGCGUCAGAAGCAUGCCUUUUCGGAUCACUCGGAUUUGGUGGCGCGUCGCAUGGGCUUCAUACCUUUUCCAUUGGCUGUGGUGCUGAUCAAGGCCAUUUAUACCGCUGUAUCGUUUCACAACUUGGCUGCCUGGCUGCUAAUUUUCCUGGCCUAUCUAUUUGCGCUGGGACUACGCAUUUGUUUGACUAUCUGCGCCUUGGGCAAGGCCUGCAAACUGAUGAAGGAACACCAGACGGAGCGAAACAGUUCCACACCCAGCAGCAUGACUAAUGUGCCAACUAUUGGUUUGGCUACCUCAGGCACAGCUCAAUACAGUACCAACAAUAACAAUAAUAUUAAUAAUAACAAUGCUGCGGCUUCAAAACCCACAAUAACUACGGCUUCAACUACGUCAACAAAUUUAUCCUCGCCUUCCACUUCACCACUGGACUUGCAUUUAAGUUUUUCACGUUCCAGCAACGCCACAGCCACCUCCACUCCCAAAAAGGGGAAUAUCGAAGUGGAGCUGGAUGUGACAAAUUCAUUGGAAUUAGGCGCCACAGCUUUGUUCUCCAACAGCGAUGUGGAUUUGGACGAUGUGUGCCUUAAUGAGAAUGUCACAAAUGCUGGUGCUGGCACAGCCACUCAGGAACUGUACCAGGAGGAGGAGUUGGUGCGCAGCGAACCCGAUCUGAUGCAGCUUAGCGAUGGAAACGCUGGAGGCGAGCGAGAGAAAUUUGCAAGCAGUGCAAGCGCACAGCAGGAGCGCCUCAAACGUUUGCCCAAACGCACGCACAAACGUUCCGAAUCCGAGCCCGGAAUGCAGUCUAUUGUGGCAGCGGCAGCAGCGAUCGCCGCUGAGAAAAUCAGCGCGACACCAACGCAGUUGUGAGAAUAUAUUGAUGGACAAAAAGACAAUCUUUGUAGAGAGAUAGGCGACGCUUGUGUAGAUCGUCGAUCUCAAUUGCUAUGAGACUUUUUAAGACUAGCCUUAAUGCAGAUGUGAUUGUGCUACUUAAAAAAUAGGGGGACAAUUUAGAAGUUGCAUCGAAUUUUAUACGUAUGUAUUGGAUUUUAUAAAGAUAAGUCACAAAUGGGUUUUUUGAGGUCCUAAAGUUUAAUAUUCAUAGACACGACAAUUGUUUUAAGCUUUCAUUAAAAAAAAAACUAUUCAAACAUUGCUCAAAUUCCACCUAAUUUUAAUUCAUAUAUUUCAAGCACUUCA